Eleginops maclovinus (Patagonian blennie) is the source of this 5195-nucleotide messenger RNA. Its product is annotated as receptor activity-modifying protein 3-like. Gene Ontology annotation, molecular function: coreceptor activity. Gene Ontology annotation, biological process: regulation of G protein-coupled receptor signaling pathway; G protein-coupled receptor signaling pathway; receptor internalization. Gene Ontology annotation, cellular component: signaling receptor complex; membrane; cell surface. Bases 2103 to 2666 code for a protein of 187 amino acids. NCBI's taxonomy places the organism in Eukaryota, Metazoa, Chordata, Actinopteri, Perciformes, Eleginopidae. The record is from RefSeq and is a predicted model, not a curated record. The transcript has 5 exons.
CUGUAGUCAUGGCUAAUGAUACAAAGGCUCUAUGGUCAUGUGAUCCCUCUUUUUUGUUCUGUUUGAGCUCAAUAUGAGCCGUGUCUGAAGGGACAUUUUAGUUGCUAUGUCUCUCUAUUUCCUAGCAUUUCAUUUGGCUAUAUUUGACAGAUUAUUUGAUAAAGAACACAAUUGCUGGCUCGCAGCCCUACUUUAGGGGAGUAAUUGUUAAAGUGAAAGUACUUAGUGACCUCUUACCCUGUGUUGACAAACCAUAUGAGCUUCAACAUCAAUGCUGUAGACAUAGCGUGCAUGUUAUCUGGUGUCUGUGAUCUCUGUUUCAGUUUGUAUUGAUAGUGUAAGUCCAUAUGAAUAACUGUUAUGUUUGUUAAGCCCUGCACCAUUACUCAGUGUGUCUCAUACGAGUAUGUUGGUGUAUUCUUCCCUUGAGGUCCGCACCGCUGUGGGUGUGUGCCCAUAUCUGCCAGCUAAAACUUACAUAACUGCAUGGAUACCGCCUGAACUCAAAUGUGGGUGUGUACUCGACACUGCAUUUAAUGUUCAAAGAACCGCAAAUGAUUUACACCCUAAAGUUCUUCUAAAGAUGUACCCAAAGACAAUUUAAUGACUUAAUAACAAAAGGUUGCCAGGACAAAGUUAGACAUGUUGUGUUUGCUGCCACACCUCAGUGUCUGUCAGCUUUCCAAGGGAGCUGUUUAUCUUUGAGGGUACGGAUGGGUAUACGGUAGAUUUAGCUUGAGAGGGUAUUAGCAGGAGGAUGUGCAGAUAAUCAACUGAGGUUGGGCUCUAAACAUGCACAGACAGCAGCAGUGUGUACCCAUAGAGGUAACUCUAGUGCAUGCCUGGGUGUGCAAGUAUGAGCUCGCCUGUUAAAAAACUAAAAACUAAAAUACAUCAACUUGUUGUACAAUAUCUGGAUUACAGAGUUAGUUUAGUGUAUGGCAAAUGCACACACCAAUGCAAAUAAAGGCCCAGGUAGGCUUUGCAUGCUAGAUAUAACAGAGGACAGAGUACAUAAAAGGUUCAUAGAUGAUUCAUAAUACAAAACAGCUACAGUCAGUUAAUAACCAAUCUAGAUGUCUAAGAUCUGCUUCAUUAUUUAGUAUAUUUCAAAAGGUUUACUAGAGCCCAGAUUCGUGUAGGAGUUAGAAGCAUGUCACACCAAACCUUAUUCAAAAAUCUGUCAACUCAAAUCAUCUUAACGUAGACCAACAUUUACCAUAACACAAGUUCAAUACGACCAAUUAACAGGUAUUCUACACAUCCAUAACACGUGUUUAGUCCAAAAUAGCGGUAAAAACAUAAUUUAGUCAAAAUUUGACUUUCCUCCCAAGUUAUUCCCGUUUCCGUUUGCUGUCAAACAUGAUAUGGUGGACAGUGUUGAGCCACGAACCAGGUGUAAAAUGAUAAAUUAAGGGAAAGCUUAAUGCCGAAUUAAAUAAAAUGCGUUAAUGGAUAGUGAGAACUUUUUUUUAUCGACUAUGGAAGACGUUUAUUUUCCCGGACACGAGUUUAAGCAUAAACCUGCAGAUUUAUAGCCGGAGUUUGGUGGAGUUUUUCCCUGUACAAGAGAACUGCUCGCAGCGCGGUUCCAAACUCACCAGUGAGCGAACAGAGGGGUAACAAGUGCUUUUCCACAUUUAAAAGGCCAAUCCGAAGCACAAUAAAAACAUGAUAAUUACAAACUAAUUGGUAAAAUACCCUUUAAAGACAUGUUUUUCUUCUACCUUGCAGUUGCAGUCGGUGUUCCUCUGGCUGUUCGGUACUGAGACGUAUCUUUCUCUCCUCCUACAACUCUGAGCUCCAACUCUCCUGCGUCACUUGUUGACAUCCUACUUUAACCAGUUCAGAACCCUGUCAUCCUCCCCCCUCCUCCCACAGAGGAUGCAGGACAGUGUGGACCUGACUCCAGACGCCAGAGAGAAGUGGCCGUGAUCAUCACGAGGACAGUCAGAAAUCACGCUCUGGGAUCAGAUUUAUUCUUGUUGGUUUUAUUCCGGCUUUUUCCCUACCAAUCCUUCACUUAUUCCCCUUGACUCGGGACAGCAUGACGGAGCUUGGACUUGCACAAUUUGGAUUAUUUAAAUGAUGGUUCGCUUCAAAUGCACAUUUCCACGGAGCUGCAGCUGACGUUUCAUUCAAAGUCCGACUGGAUUUCAAACAGCGUGAUGGAUACAAAUGAGUUCACAGUACUGAAACUUUUUGUUGUUGGGAUUUUAGUCAAUGCCUGGAUGAUAAGAGGGUUGUCAGCCACUGACGGUUUCAACAUAGAGCCCACUCCCCUCCGUCCGAGGAAAGCCUGCAAUGAGUCCCGUCUGCAGUGGGAGGUGGAGGUCUGUGGAGAGGACUUCAAGCGGAGCAUGGGUCACAUAGAUCCACAAUACUGGUGUAACCUCACACACUUCAUCAGUGAGUACAACCUCUUCACCCUCUGCACAGAGGAAAAGUCCCAAAUCGUCAGCUGCUACUGGCCCAACCCGCUGGUAGAGAGAUACAUCAUUCGUAUACACAAGCACUUUUUCUCCAACUGCACCUUGGAGCAGGUGGUAUUAGUGGACCCGCCGGACAACACGCUAACCAUCCUCAUCCUAGUACCAGUUUUCCUCACAUUGGCCAUGAUCGCCCUGGUGGUCUGGUGCAGCAAGAGGAGUGAUAUCCUGGCCUAAGACAUGAGGAAAUGGAUGGAGACGAAUGACAGAAUUCAAGGUCCCAACGUUCUCUAUGAAAACAUUUCUGUUAGAAGGAAUGCACAGAGUUUUUUGGAGAUUGCUUCAGUUGGUCAAAUUACCCCAUAAACCACCUGAACUUCCUGUGGAAACAAGGAAAUCAGACAAAGGCAACGCUAAAUUGUAUUUUCUUGAGUUUGUUCACGGUUCUGACAUUGGCAUACUGUCACUCAACAUGUUCAUCAAAUGUGUAAAUUCUUAACUGUUUUUUUUUGUGGAAAUACUUUCAUUUGUUCUGUAAAAAUGUAGGAGCUUGAUCAGAGCUAGGUAUAAAGGUUGGUUAUGGAGGGAAUAUACGCCACUGUAAAAUAAUAUAGUUUCGCUUUGGUUUAAGAUAAAAAUGUCUUAAACAAAGUGAGCUUUAAAAGUCGAUCUUGUUACAUUUGUAUAAAGCCAUAUUAGCUGUUGUUGUUUCCGUUCUUGAGCGAAGCUAACCAGCUGCUAAUAGUACCUUCUUUUAUUUGAGCAUACAGACAUCAGAGGAGUAUCAAUCUCCUUUAAGAAGCGAGUAAACCCAUUUCCUGGUUGCUGAACUAUCCCUUUAGGACACAGUGGACUUAGGUCGUUUGACAACACUUAUUGGGUAAAUUGACCAGCAGGAUCGAAUAAAUCUGUGUGUAUUCUUCAAAGCUCAUGCAUCCGGACCGUUGACCUCGGGGAUUCUCGUCAAAGCACUGAACCGUUGCUGAAGGCCAAAGUAUCCACCAAUCGUGAGAGGUAAGUCUAAACUGGUCAGAAAUUAGAUUCCCAGAGGACACCGUUUGUUAAAUAUUUUAACAUGAUACUGUAUGAUUGGAUAAAAAAGAAGCCAAAUAUGGACUUUAUAUUGAUUCUGCAAGUGUGUUAGUUGCUGAAUAAAAUGCCACUACUGGAAGAGGAUACACUGGUGUGCAACCCUAAGACAAGGCAACACUAUGAUUCAUAUAUUUGGGGAAUUUCUUGUGUUAUUACCUGAGCCUUGACUGCUUUGUCAGAUACUGUUGAAUAAAAUACCAAGAGGGAUUCUCAAUGGAAACAGAACUAUGGACUGAAAUUGAGACCUCACACUGUACAGUUUUGCUUUCUGUUUGUGCUGUCUACUGUAUCUGCAUUUCCUCCCAAGUGAGAAGUACACACUGAUGCUUUGAAGUGAAUUCCUUUAGAGAAAAGGCUUCAGUUAAUGUACACACUUCGUCGGUUCUUUGAACUGCGGUCAUCAACAACCACGAGGCAAACUAAACCAAGCUUUUUUAUUUUUCUUCCAAAGCAUAAAGCGUCAAUGCCUGUUGUCUACGGAAACUGAUUAAAUCUGUCGUACAAUAACUGGUUGCUCUGCUAUUCUUUGUGAUGCAAUGUUUCUUAGCUUAUGUCUGUGAAUCAAUGUAUAGGAGUGUUCUUCACAAUCAAAUGCAUUUAUUUAUUUUGUAAUUCACAACGCUUGUAAACCAUUUGUAAACCAUGGGAAAACAUUGUUAAUUUAUAUGUUCUGUUGCAUUUUUUUAUUUUAAAUACAAUGUCCAUCACUGAAAUUUGAGAUAUUUCUAUAAUCUAUGUAAACAAAACAAUGCCACUUGCAACUUUUGGCCUCCUCUCUUUGUAUUUCACCAAACACUCCGAUAUGAUGUGAUAUAAUACAACAAAACUUAACAAUUUAGAUGUAUUCAUAUAGUUUCACAGCACAGGAACAUUUAAACAGGGCACUGGUUUUGAGAUUUUGCCAGUAGAGGAAGUAAAAUGCCUUUCAUAAAAUCAAAUCCCAAUUUGACAUUGUGUAUGGUUGCCAUCUUCCCCCAGGUGUGGCCAUUUAAUGUAUUUACGAUCGCUUACAUUGCUACCAGUGGAGUUCCCAAUCUGGAUUCAGGCGGCCUCCCGGAGUUUUUAAUGUAGCAUUGUUUUUGCGUACCCUACCAUUGAAAGAGCUUUAGGAAUUAGGUGUUUCCACAAUGAGACCAAACUGCUCACAAAUCAAACCUGCAUAUCCAAACCCUUUCACAGCGUGUGAAUGUAAGUGUCUGUGUAAGAUUAAAAGGAAAGUGGCUUUCAUCAACGUGUAAAUAUUAUACUUUGAAGAUCUGCUCACUGAAUUAUUUAACUUAUAUUAUAUACAAGGCAAUUAUUAACCCAAGAUCAAUCCCAGACACUCUAAGUCCCAGUUUGCAUUUUGAUCUGUAGUCCAAAUGAAGGAACACUGGCUCUGUUUAACCACAAGUGCUGACACAUCCAAUUUCUGAUGUAUCCAAUCUGCAUGGUGCCAAAGGAGCGUGAAAUUAAACUUGUCUCAACUUUAUUAAGCUAUACUUAUUCACUUCUGUGUUCACAUUUAAAAUGACAGUACGUUUACAGAACGAUCAUGAAAUUUCAAAGGCACUGCUGGUGAUAGGUGGCUUCAGUUAUUCUGUCGGACUAGAAGUUAUCACUGCUAUGAACUGGAUUAAGGCAAAGCAAAUCAAUGAAAAAACUUUGUGUUGAAUAAACUUCAGCUUCUUUGUA